This is a messenger RNA of Hansenula ciferrii, 390 nucleotides long. RefSeq lists its product as uncharacterized. Bases 1 to 390 code for a protein of 129 amino acids. The record is from RefSeq and is a predicted model, not a curated record. The transcript has a single exon. NCBI's taxonomy places the organism in Eukaryota, Fungi, Ascomycota, Saccharomycetes, Phaffomycetales, Wickerhamomycetaceae.
AUGUCUUUAUCAAAUCAGAGGACACAUGAGGGAGUUAAAAGAUUGGAUCCGUUUAACAUGUGGAAUAAGAGAACCCUACUUCUUUCUAGAAGCAAAACUGUCGAAGAAGAGGAAAAAGUGAUAAAAGAACAUGCUAAUCAUUUACAGCGAUGCGUCAUAUUAGAGAAUAAAACAUUUGUUACAAAACAAACCGUUGAAACAUUAUUGGGUGAUUUAGUAGAUUUAAUGGGUUCAAAUUCAGUUUGUAAUGAUUUUGAAUGUUCUCUUUUGUUGAGUGGUCUUUUGGAUUAUGGAAAUGGAUUUGAGAAUCCUGAAAGACCAUCAUCAGAAGAUCUUGGGAUAUUGAAACCUACAUUUAUCUUAAUUAACAAACCCAAAUCCAAUAUUUGA